AUGACGACGAAUGGGGAUAAGGAAUUGAAUGAGAUAUGGAAGUCAUUACAAGAGUCAGAUAGCUCUCUUGACUUGAAGAGAAAGGAAGUUCUUACAUCGAUCCAACAGAAUACUGAAUUAAAUGAUUUUCCCCACAAACUCGCCAUCAUGACAGCAUUGGAUGAACUUAUUGGCUGUUUUGCACUUGGUGGGCAAUUUAAAAACUACUAUAGAUAUGGCUCGUAUGACUCGUGUCAGCGACAGAGAGAGAAGUUCUGGUUUGCAAUGAAGCAUGGCUCGAUGUUUGAAAGCGGAGGACAGGAGAAGCCUAUCGAAGAGCUCAGCGAGAAAGAGUUGAACAGUAGAAUCAAGAUCCAGGAGUUUUAUAAAAAGAGGCUAUUGGAGGAUAAAGCUAAAGGUAGUUCAGAGGAUAUAUGGGAUGCUAGGAAAGAAUUAGUGGAUUAUCCAUUUAGGUGA
Lodderomyces elongisporus is the source of this 456-nucleotide messenger RNA. RefSeq lists its product as uncharacterized. Lineage: Eukaryota; Fungi; Ascomycota; Pichiomycetes; Serinales; Debaryomycetaceae. The coding region runs from base 1 to 456 and encodes 151 amino acids. The record is from RefSeq and is a predicted model, not a curated record. The transcript has a single exon.